Molecule: messenger RNA, 858 nt
Organism: Aspergillus calidoustus
Lineage: Eukaryota; Fungi; Ascomycota; Eurotiomycetes; Eurotiales; Aspergillaceae
Source: the annotation of a GenBank genome assembly
AUGCAUACACCCAAUGUCUCCGCCUUCCUAUGCCUCCUCCUCCUAGCACCGUCAACCCUUGCAAUCCCCGUUUCAUCUGCAUCAAAAGCCCUCAUCCGCAAACAAUCCACCACAUCCACCUCGGACUCUUCCUCGAAUUCAAACUCGCAGACAAGUACAAACACCAACGCCGGCUCAAACACGAACAUCGGAAUCCCCGACGGCCCCUACUACAACGACAACGACUUUUUCGACACGGCGUUCGGGGAGAAUGCAUCCGCCUCAGAGUCUGAGUCUUCGUCCCACUCGCAAGAUCACGAUGGUCCUGGCUCCUCAACAUCAACCUCUACGUCCAGCUCUGAGGAGUCGGAAGACUCACACUCCCAAGUGACAACCGGCUCGGAUACAAACAUCGGCAUCCCUGAUGGUCCUUCGGUGAAUCUGGGCGAGUGGUACGAGACUUCUUAUGACGAGGCGGAGAACCAGUCGCAGUCAGAAUCGCAUACCGACUCUCAGCCUCCCAUUCCUGUUCCUGUUCCCCAGGAGGAAGAAAAACCAGAGGGAGAAAAAGAAGAAGAGAUUCCAACGCCCUCUCUCCCUCUGCCACCACCACCAACCUCGUUCCCUCACUCUGUUGAUCUACCUACGCCCGUGCCUGUUCCGGGCGUUGGGACGCCGGUUGCGACUGAUGGUCCUGAAGUCACGGAGGAGCAUGGUGAGCUCGAGGAAGAAGAUGAGGAGAUUGGGCAGUGCCCCGCUCCAGGAUCUGAGGAAGACGACGGAGCUCCGGCUGAGCUAGAGGUUGUGCAUGAGCCGCAGGAUCUUGUUGAGGAGAUUAAGGUGGUUGAGGAGCCGGAGAAGAUGUGUUCUUGCGCUUGA